Molecule: messenger RNA, 7376 nt
Organism: Sorex araneus (European shrew)
Lineage: Eukaryota; Metazoa; Chordata; Mammalia; Eulipotyphla; Soricidae
Gene: SHANK3
Product: SH3 and multiple ankyrin repeat domains 3
Exons: 22
Coding region: 1-5331 (1776 amino acids)
Cellular component (GO): postsynaptic membrane; dendritic spine; postsynaptic density
Molecular function (GO): synaptic receptor adaptor activity; ionotropic glutamate receptor binding
Source: RefSeq, a predicted model, not a curated record
AUGCAGCUGAGCCGCGCCGCCGCCGCCGCCGCCGCCCCAGCUGAGCCCCCCGCGCCGCUGCCCCCUGCGCCGGCCCCGGCCCCCGCCCCCCCCGGCCCCCUCCCGCGCGGCGCGGCCGACGGGGCCCCGGCGGGGGGCACGGGGGGGCCGGGGCGCCGCGCGGAGCCCCCGAGCGCCGCGUUCCCGGCCGCGGGCAUGGACGGCCCCGGGGCCGCCACCGUGGUGGUGCGCGUCGGCAUCCCGGACCUGCAGCAGACGAAGUGCCUGCGCUUCGACCCGGCCGCGCCCGUGUGGGCAGCCAAGCAGCGCGUGCUCUGCGCCCUCAACCACAGUCUCCAGGACGCGCUCAACUAUGGGCUCUUCCAGCCGCCCUCCCGGGGCCGGGCCGGCAAGUUCCUGGACGAAGAGCGGCUGCUGCAGGACUACCCGCCCAACCUGGACACGCCCCUGCCCUACCUGGAGUUCCGAUACAAACGGCGAGUGUAUGCUCAGAACCUCAUUGAUGAUAAGCAGUUUGCGAAGCUCCACACCAAGGCAAACCUGAAGAAGUUUAUGGACUACAUCCAGCUGCACAGCACAGAUAAGGUGGCCCGCCUGCUGGACAAGGGGCUGGACCCCAAUUUUCACGAUCCCGACUCAGGAGAGUGUCCCCUGAGUCUUGCGGCCCAGCUGGACCAUACCACAGACCUGCUGAAGGUGCUGCGUAAUGGCGGGGCUCACCUGGACUUCCGCACCCGCGAUGGGCUCACAGCUGUGCACUGUGCCACCCGCCAGAGAAACGCAGCCGCCCUGACGACUCUGCUGGACCUGGGCGCCUCGCCAGACUACAAGGACAGCCGCGGCCUGACACCCCUGUACCACAGCGCCCUGGGGGGCGGUGACGCCCUCUGCUGUGAGCUGCUGCUCCAUGAUCAUGCGCAGCUGGGGACCACCGAUGAGAACGGGUGGCAGGAGAUCCACCAGGCCUGCCGCUUUGGGCACGUGCAGCACCUGGAGCACCUGCUGUUCUACGGGGCUGACAUGGGCGCCCAGAAUGCAUCGGGGAACACGGCCCUGCACAUCUGCGCCCUCUACAACCAGGAGAGCUGUGCACGCGUGCUGCUUUUCCGUGGGGCCAGCAAGGAUGUACGGAACUACAACAGCCAGACGGCCUUCCAGGUGGCAAUCAUUGCAGGGAACUUCGAGCUGGCAGAGGUCAUCAAGACCCACAAGGACUCUGAUGUUGUACCAUUUAGGGAAACCCCCAGUUAUGCGAAGCGGCGGCGGCUAGCUGGCCCCAGUGGCCUGGCCUCCCCUCGGCCUCUGCAGCGCUCAGCCAGUGACAUCAACCUGAAAGGUGAGGUGCAGCCGGCAGCCUCCCCAGGACCCACGCUGCGAAGCCUUCCCCACCAGCUCCUGCUCCAGAGGCUGCAGGAAGAGAAGGAUCGGGACCGGGACAGUGACCACAAUGAUCUCGGGGGCCUUGUCGUACGCUGGGGUAGUCAGAGCAGGAUCAGCCCGAGCGGGCCCGGCGGCUCCGGCGGCCCGAGCCCCGCGCCCCUCGCGCCCCCCGCGCCCCCCGCGCCGCCGCCGCGCGGCCCGAAGCGGAAACUUUACAGCGCCGUCCCCGGCCGCAAGUUCAUCGCCGUGAAGGCGCACAGCCCGCAGGGAGAGGGCGAGAUCCCGCUGCACCGCGGCGAGGCCGUCAAGGUGCUCAGCAUCGGGGAGGGCGGUUUCUGGGAGGGGACCGUGAAAGGCCGCACGGGCUGGUUCCCAGCUGACUGCGUGGAGGAAGUACAGAUGAGACAGUAUGACACCCGGCAUGAAACCCGUGAGGACCGGACCAAGCGACUUUUCCGCCACUACACGGUGGGCUCCUACGACAGCCUCACGUCCCACAGUGACUAUAUCAUCGACGACAAGGUGGCCAUCCUGCAGAAACGGGACCACGAGGGCUUUGGGUUCGUGCUCCGGGGGGCCAAAGCAGAGACCCCCAUCGAGGAGUUCACGCCCACCCCAGCCUUCCCCGCACUGCAGUACCUGGAGUCGGUGGAUGUGGAGGGUGUGGCCUGGAGGGCCGGGCUGCGUACCGGGGACUUUCUCAUUGAGGUGAAUGGGGUGAACGUUGUGAAGGUUGGCCACAAGCAGGUGGUCGCCCUGAUCCGCCAGGGCGGGAACCGGCUCGUCAUGAAGGUGGUUUCGGUGACUCGGAAGCAGGAGGAGGACGGGGUGCGUCGAAGAGCUCCACCGCCCCCCAAGAGGGCCCCAAGCACGACGCUGACCCUGCGCUCCAAAUCCAUGACAGCGGAGCUCGAGGAACUGGCCUCCAUUCGGAGAAGGAAAGGGGAGAAGCUGGAUGAGAUCCUGGCCGCCGCCGCUGAGCCCACACUGAGGCCAGACAUCGCCGACGCUGACUCGAGGGCUGCCACAGUCAAACAGCGGCCCACCAGCCGGAGGAUCACACCUGCGGAGAUCAGCUCACUGUUUGAGCGCCAAGGCCUCCCAGGCCCAGAGAAGCUGCCGGGCUCCCUGCGGAAGGGGAUUCCACGGACCAAGUCUGUAGGGGAAGAUGAGAAGCUGGCGUCCCUGCUGGAGGGGCGCUUCCCGCGGAGCUCGUCCAUGCAGGACACGGGCCGCGAGGGCCGGGGCAUCCCGCCGCCGCCGCAGACCGCGCCGCCGCCGCCGCCCGCCCCCUACUACCUGGACUCGGGCCCGCCGCCCGCCUUCUCGCCGCCGCCGCCGCCCGGCCGCGCCUACGACACGGUGCGCUCGAGCUUCAAGCCCGGGCUGGAGGCGCGCCUAGGCGCAGGGCUGUACGACGCGGGCGCGGCGCCGGGCGCGCUGCCCUACCCCGAGCGGCAGCGGCGCGCGCGCUCCAUGAUCAUCCUGCAGGACGCGGCGGCCGAGCCCGGCGACCCGCGCGUCGGCCAGGCCACCCCGCCCGAGCGGCCCCGCCGCCGGCCGCGCGCCCCCGGCCCCGACAGCCCCUACGCCAACCUGGGCGCCUUCAGCGCCAGCCUCUUCGCGCCGUCCAAGCCGCAGCGCCGCAAGAGCCCGCUGGUGAAGCAGCUGCAGGUGGAGGAUGCGCAGGACCGCGCCGGCCUCGCCGUGGGCAGCCCGGGGCCCAUGGGCGGCAGCUUCGCGCGCGACCCUUCCCCGACGCACCGCGGCCCGCGCCCUGGCGGCCUCGACUACCCGGGGGACGGCCCCGCGCUGGGUUUCAGCGGCCCCAAAGACCGGCGGCUGGAGGAGCGGCGCCGUUCCACGGUCUUCCUGUCGGUGGGCGCCGUGGAGGGCAGCCCCCCGCCCACCGCCGAGCUGCCCUCGCUGCAGCCCUCCCGCUCCAUCGACGAGAGGCUCCUGGGACCCGGGCUCGCGCCCACCCGGGACCUGCUGCUGCCCUCACCCGUGUCUGCCCUGAAGCCACUGGUCAGCAGCCCCAGCCUGAGCCCAUCCGGCUCCACCUUCAUCCACCCGCUCACCGGAAAGCCCCUGGACCCCAGCUCGCCGCUGGCCCUGGCCCUGGCUGCCCGUGAGCGAGCUCUGGCCUCACAGGCCUCAUCCCGGGCUCCCACUCCCGUGCACAGCCCUGAUGCCGACAGGCCAGGGCCGCUGUUUGUGGAUGUCCAGCCCCGCGACCCCGAGCGAGGAGUGCUGGCCUCCCCCGCCUUCUCCCCAAGGAGCCCGGCAUGGGUCCCUGUGCCCACGCGCCGGGAGCCUGAGAAAGCACCGCGUGAGGAGCGGAAGUCCCCCGAUGACAAGAAGGCGAUGAUCCUCAGCGUCCUCGACACGUCCCUGCAGCGGCCCGCCGGCCUCAUUGUAGUGCACGCCACCAGCAAUGGGCAGGAGCCCAGCGGGCUGGGGCCCGAAGAGGCCCGUCCGGGCACUCCUGAGCUAGCCCCAGCGCCCGCCCAAUCGGCGGUGGUGGCAGAGCCCCUGCCCAGUCCCCGGGCCCAGCCCCCAGGAAGCACACCAGUGGUGGACCCCGGGCCAGGGCAGGGCAGCUCCGAGGAGGAGCCUGAGCUGGUCUUCGCCAUGAACCUGCCGCCCGCCCAGCUGUCCUCCAGCGAUGAGGAGACCCGAGAGGAGUUGGCCCGGAUCGGGCUGGUGCCGCCCCCCGAAGAGUUUGCCAACGGCGAGCUCAUGGCCUCCCCGCUCCCCGGCCCAGGCCCCUCAUCCACGCCCGGGCCGAGCCCCGCCCCAGGGAAGCCCAGCAGCGAGCUGCCCCCGGCGCCAGAGUCAGCCGCGGACUCUGGGGUAGAGGAGGCCGACACACGCAGCUCCAGCGACCCACACCUGGAGACCACGAGCACCAUCUCCACCGUGUCCAGCAUGUCCACCCUGAGCUCCGAGAGCGGGGAGCUCACGGACACCCACACCUCCUUCGCGAAUGGACACACUUUUCUCCUCGAGAAGCCGCCAGUGCCUCCCAAGCCCAAGCUGAAGCCCCCGCUGGGGAAGGGGCCGGUGGCCUUCAGGGACCCGCUGCUGAAGCAGCCCUCUGACAGCGAGCUCAUGGCCCAGCAGCACGCCGCCACCGCCGGGCCCGCUCGCCCUCGCUACCUCUUCCAGAGAAGGUCCAAGCUAUGGGGGGACCCCGUGGAGAGGACACUCUCUGGGUCCGAUGAUGACAAGCCAACUGUGAUCAGCGAGCUGAGCUCCCGCCUGCAGCAGCUGAACAAGGACACCCGCUCCCUGGGGGAGGAGCCGGCCGGCGGCCUGGGUGGCUUGCUCGACCCGUCUAAGAAGUCGCCCAUCGCUGCAGCUCGGCUCUUCAGCAGCCUCGGUGAGCUGAGCACCAUCUCAGCGCAGCGCAGCCCAGGGGCCCCGGGCGGGGCCUCCUACCCGGUGCGGCCGAGCGGCCGUUACCCCAUGGCGCGGCGCGCCCCGAGCCCGGUGAAGCCCGCGUCGCUGGAGCGGGUGGAGGGGCUGGGGGCGGGCGCGGGGGGCGUGGGACGGCCCUUCGGCCUCACCCCUCCCACCAUCCUCAAGUCGUCCAGCCUCUCCAUCCCGCACGAGCCCAAGGAGGUGCGCUUCGUGGUGCGCAGCGUCAGCGCGCGCAGCCGCUCGCCCUCCCCGUCGCCGCUGCCCUCGCCCGCCCCGGGCCCGGGCGCCCCCGGUCCGCGGCGCCCCUUCCAGCAGAAGCCGCUGCAGCUCUGGAGCAAGUUCGACGUGGGCGACUGGCUGGAGAGCAUCCACCUGGGUGAGCACCGCGACCGCUUCGAGGACCACGAGAUCGAGGGCGCGCACCUGCACGCGCUCACCAAGGACGACUUCGUGGAGCUGGGCGUCACGCGCGUGGGCCACCGCAUGAACAUCGAGCGCGCGCUGCGGCAGCUGGAUGGCAGCUGACGCCCCUCCCGCGCCCUGCGGGCAGGGCCCCCCACCCCGGGCCGCCGGCUCGGCCCGCCCCGGGCCAGGAAUGUUGCAUGAACCGUCCUUUGCCGUAGCUCGGAGACUUGCCCUGUACAUUGCUUAGCGCCCUCCCUGGCUGGCCAGAGCCCCCAGCACACGGUCAGGAAGGGUGCGGGCGGGAGGCGGAGCAGAGUGGGUGGGCUGGGGUGUUCUGGCCUGACCACCUCCCACACAGCUCCUGGUGGCCACUCUCCCAGAGGGGGGGAUCUAGUCCAGCAUGCGAGGUCAGGACACACCUUGUUGACUCGGGGGGAGGGGGGAGACACUAGGGUUCUUGGUUGGGGGCCAAGGAGCCCCCUGUUUUGCAUAUUUUAAUCCACUCUAUAUUUGGAACAAGAAAAGGAACAAAUAUCUCUGUCCUUAAUAGCUUCCCUUUCCCUCCUCUCCAGCACCCUCUGGUUUCCGCUGCGGCUGCCCAGUCUUCCAUCUCUGGCCCCUCACUGCCACUGCCACCCCACAUGGGGCGGGGGACGCUCCAGCUGGUCUGGGGUUGGCCAGGGUCCCGGUACCCCGCCCUGGGGCCCCAGCUCGGCCCCCUCCUCGCGCUGAGCUAUCCUGUGCCCCUCAGACUCCUCAGGUGCUGCGUGGAGGAGGGGUGGCCGUGUCCUACUGGACACUAGCAAGGGCAGGUGGCUGGGAGACCCUUGUCAGGGAAGCAGGGCCCUACACCUGCACCGGCCAUUGCCCCCACCCCCAGGGCCCUCCCCAUACAAGGAGCAACAGCAGCAGAGAAGCGUCCCUGCCCGGGCCUGGAGCCUGGGGAUUCUGGCCCGAGUGUGCACACAUGAGUGUGAAUCUGGUGCCCCGGGAACCUGUGUGUGCACACUUGAGUGAAACCUGGUGUCCUGGGACCCUGUGUGUGCACACAUGUGUGAGAUCUGGUGCCCCGGGAUCCCCUGUGUGCACAUGUGAGUAAAGUCUAGUGCCCUGUGAGCCUGUGUGUGCACACGUGAGUGUGAGACUUGGUGCCCCGGAAGCCUGUGUGUGCACGUGUAAGUGUGAAUCUGGUGCCCUGGGAGCCCACGUGUGUGUGCACCCAUGACUGUGAGGCCUGGUGCCCCCGGAGCCUGUGUGUGCACACGUGAGUGAAGCCUGGUGCCCCGGGAGCCUGUGUGUGUGUCUGUAUGUGCACACGUCUGUGUGAAGCCAGGUGUCUGCUUGUGCCUGUGCAGAGAGCGGCCCCCAGGCCUGCUCCGGAUGAGUGCUCGGGGUGUGUGCAUGGGUAUGCGCCUGAGACAGUGCCACAUAUCCACUCCAAAGAGUCAGGGGCCGUCCUGCACCCUGGGGCCUGCUGUUGCCCAUCUGGAGCGGCCUCCUCAGGGGAGUUGCUUGGGAGAGCCCCCAGGCCUUGGAGGCAGUGACACCCCCUUGGGCUCCUGAGGGUGUCAUCGGGGACCCCUAAGUCAAGCUUACCACAAGCCCUGCGGAGAGGCCAAGACCCCUGAGGGCCCCUCAGCCCCCUUACUGUGACUCCUCACGCUCAGCAAUGUCUGUGAGUGGGGGCUGGGAUGUUUUUAAACCUGGGGUUUGGAGUCCGGACCAAGCUCCAUCCACGUCACUCAAGUUUCUGUUUCUAUUUCUAGCUUUUUUUAAUAAAAAAAAAAACCUGAAAACAAGUUUUCACAGCCCAGGGGCUUGGCACGCCGGUCUGUGCCCCCUAGCCGCCCUGCCCAGCCCACGGGCCCGCUCCUCUGGGCAGAGUCCCCGACAGACCAGGUCCCACAUGCGCCUACGACAGGCUGCCACACAGUCUCACUCACCUGUGGGGUUCGGUUCCGUUCCAUUUGGGUUUUUAACUUCACAGGGUCAGUCCCGCUUUUCCCCUCCUUUUGUAUGGAGUCCAUGGGGGAUUUUCCCCUCUCCAGUCCCAAGGCCUCCUGACCCUGCCGUUGUGAUACACCCCACAGAGAUCUAUGUUUCUUAUACUAUUAUUAUUAUUGAUAAUUAUAAUAUUAUUAUGUAAUAAAUUUAUAAGAAAUGAA